UCAGUGUGUGCUGAGGAGGGCAGCAGGAAGGUGUGCAGCAUCUGAGAAGAGCUUCAGGCAGCGGCUGCUGAAGAGGGAGCUGAGGUUUGGUUUCUGAGGAGGAGGAGGAGGAGGAUGAAGAUGCCUGGCCUUCCUCAGGGUCUGCGAGCUCAGGUGAGCCCUGGGCUCCAGACUAAGAGUUAGCCAUGCUGCGCCAGUCGGAGCCGACCUCCAGUACCCUGCACCUGGUAGCCAAUGACAUGAGCAGCAUCAUGCAGCGGCUGGACGCUAAAGACCUGGACAUGGGAGACAACGUCUUCGACACGACGGAUGGAGGCGACCGGUUGCCCUUCACAACGAUUUACAAGCUGGUGGGUUUCAAGGAGCCCGAAGCCGUCAUCUUCCUGUCUUCUCCCAUCACCGCCAAAAUCUUGGAUGUGGAGCGAUGCACGACGACCGAGGACCGCUUCAAACGUUUGGGGCAGAGGAGCGUCAACAAGGUGAUGCCGGCUCUGUACACGAUCGAGCUGAAACACGGGGAGUUUACCUGGCAGGUGAAGAAGAAGGAGAAGCACUUCAUGGAGCUCCACAGAGACCUGAAGUUGUACAAGACGCGCAGGCGGCUCCAUCUGCCGUCACGAGGAAAUACGAUAAUGAGAAAGACUAUGCCAAAGAUGGAGAAGGUGCAGAUUCCAGACCUCCGCCGUGAAGAAGAGACGAGCCAAUCAGGAAGAGGCAUAGUGUCCAGCCGCAAGACACAACUGGAGGAUUACCUGAACGCCAUGCUGAGGAUGCCGCUGUACAGGAGCUACCACGCCACCAGGGAGUUCAUCGAUGUUAGCCAGCUGUCCUUCAUUCAUGAUUUGGGACCAAAAGGCUUGGAAGGAAUGGUGCAGAAGCGUUCCGGCGGCCAUCGAAUCCCCGGCUUGAACUGCUGCGGUCGGAGCAGAAUGUGCUACCGCUGGUCCAAACGCUGGCUGGUGGUGAAGGACUCCUUCCUGAUGUACAUAAAGCCAGACUCCGGCGCCGUCUCCUUUGUGAUGCUUUUCGACAAAAAGUUCAACGUCAAGCUGGACUCCAAGGAGACGGAAACCAGACACGGCCUCCGCAUCGACAGCCUGUCCAGGGAGUUGGUGCUGAAGUGCUCCAGCUACAGACACGCCCGCUGGUGGGGCCAGUCCAUCGAGACGUUCUCCAACAAGUAUGGCUCGGCCUUCCUCCAGGACCAUCGCUUUGGAUCCUUCGCCAGACAGGAGGAGAACAUCCCCGCCAAAUGGUACGUGAACGGUAAAACCUACAUGGAGGACGUGGCUGACGCCCUGGAAGAGGCCAGAGAGGAGAUCUUCAUCACAGACUGGUGGUUGAGUCCAGAGAUCUUCCUGAAGCGGCCGGUCGUUGAAGGAAACCGAUGGCGUCUCGACUGGAUCCUGAGGCGCAAAGCGCAACAAGGCGUGCGGAUAUUCGUGAUGCUCUACAAGGAGGUGGAGUUGGCUCUGGGGAUCAACUCCGGCUACAGCAAGAGGACGCUGCGGCACCUCCACCCCAACAUCAAGGUGAUGCGCCACCCGGACCACGUCUCCUCCGCCGUCUACCUGUGGGCGCACCACGAGAAGAUCGUCGUCAUCGACCAGUCGGUGGCCUUCGUGGGUGGGAUCGACCUGGCGUACGGCCGCUGGGACGACGGCGAACACCGGCUCACGGACAUCGGGAGUGUGACGCUUUCCCACUUGGAGCAGGCUACGGCUGCAUCCCCCAACGCCGCAGCUCCGUCCAGCAGCAGCGCUGGCGGCGGCGACGUUUCCCAGAGCCAGGGGAAAGGAGUUACCUCAGUGACGGACUCUACAGACCAGCCAAAGCUGAAGGGUCAGGGACGGUUGAAGAGGACCAGGAUGACCAUCAAGAAACGGCUGCAGAAGCACGGACUGGCCCGCCCCGACAGCGACAGCGACCUGGAAGAAGAGGAGGAGAGGAGCCACUCUGUACGAAGUCUUCAUACAGGUGUUGGAGAUCUGUUUGGAGACACGAGGUUCUGGCAUGGCAAAGACUACUGCAACUUUGUGCACAAGGACUGGAUACAGCUAGACAAACCUUUUGAUGAUUUCAUUGACCGACAUACCACUCCCAGAAUGCCUUGGCAUGACAUCUCUUCUGUAGUUCACGGGAAGGCGGCGCGAGAUGUGGCUCGACACUUUAUCCAGCGGUGGAAUUUCACCAAGAUCAUGAAGCCAAGGUACCGUGGUUUAUCGUAUCCAUAUCUGUUGCCCAAGUCGCACACCACAGCCGGAGAGCUGAGAUACCAGGUUCCCAACUGCAUUCGUACAAAAGUGCAGGUCCUUCGCUCUGCCUCAGACUGGUCUGCUGGCAUCAAAUACCAUGAAGAGUCCAUCCACAACGCUUAUGUCCACGCCAUCGAGAAUAGCCAGCACUUCAUUUACAUUGAGAAUCAGUUCUUCAUCAGCUGUGCAGAAGGCAAGCUAGUCCAGAACAGGAUAGGAGACGCUAUAGCAGAACGCAUCAUCAAGGCUUACAGGGAGGGGAAGAAGUACCGUGUGUACGUGGUGACGCCUCUGCUGCCCGGCUUCGAAGGCGACAUCAACACCGGCGGCGGCAGCGCCAUCCAGGCCGUGAUGCACUUCAACUACAGGACCAUGAACAAAGGAGACCGCUCCAUCAUCUCCCAGCUGAUUAACGAGAUGGGAGGCCAGUGGAUCAACUACAUCUCCUUCGCCGGCCUGCGGACCCACGCCGAGCUGGAGGGCAAGCUGGUCACCGAGCUCAUCUACGUCCACAGCAAGAUGCUCAUCGCCGACGACAACACCGUCAUCAUCGGUUCUGCCAACAUCAACGACCGCAGCAUGCUGGGGAAGCGGGACAGCGAGGUGGCGGUGAUCGUGGAGGACUCGGAGACGGUGGACGCCGUCAUGGACGGGCAGCCGUACAGCGCCGGGAAGUUCGCCCUGCAGCUGCGCCUGGAGUGCUUCAGGAUGAUCCUCGGCGCCAACACCGACCCGUCCAUCGACGUGUCCGACCCAAUCAGCGAGCAGUUCUACAAGGAGACCUGGAUGACCAGCGCCGCCCGCAACGACUCCAUCUACCAGAAGGUUUUCCGCUGUCUGCCGUCCAGCGACGUGCGGAACAUCUCGGAGCUGGAGGGCUUCCUGGCCAAGCCGGGUCUGGCCAAGGAGGACCCGGCUCAGGCCCGGGAGGAGCUGAAGAAGAUCCGCGGCUUCCUGGUCCAGUUCCCUCUCCAGUUCCUGAGCGAGCAGAACCUCCUGCCUCCCAUCGGCAGCAAGGAGGCCAUGGUUCCCAUGGAGGUCUGGACCUGAGCCGCCUGGUGGCCGAUCUGACUCUCCCUGACGCCAUGUUGGAGGUCCUUCUGUAGAAAAAGACUUUUACCGGGGGGAAAACGGUUCUUCACGCUGACUGAAACCUGUAGUUCAGGCUGGAAUCAGAUGACGGCAGCAGUCAGCUGGCUUCACAUGUGCUUGUUUAACACUAAUCCUGCCUGAGGUCCAGUCUGACGACGACCUUGAAGAUCAUCAAAUCAACAGUUAAUCUGAGACGCUGAAGGGUUGAUGGGUAGCAGCGGUGCCAAAGACGGAGACACAGCGGUGGGAAAAACCUGCAGAAGCAUUUAGAGGAUCAGGAGUUUAGCUACAGCGCCUGCAAGGCUCGACCCAGGGCUGAAUCACACUACCGUUCCUGCAACCGACCGUUUCUCUACAUCUAAUUCUAUGCCGAGGAACAAAAAUCCAUCCAGUGAAAGAAGUUGAACCGACCAGACGCCUGAUUUUCUCCAACCAGGGUCGGUGAGGCCAAGAAAAGAAAAAACUCUCAAUUUCAUGUAUUUUUCUAUAUAAAUAGGGUCGUUUAAUUAAUUAUCUCAUCAUGAAAACUUACAGAUGUCUUUUUAUUUAGCGUCAGAGGAAAAACACGUUUAUCUUUUGUUCAAACUAUAAAUCAGGUUGUCAGUUUGCAGGUAGAACCUCCUCCAACGUGGCUUCAGGUGUAAAACUUCUCACACUUUGACCAGCAGACGGAGCGUUAAGCUCCACGAUGCCUGAAAGUCUGCUUCCUCCUUCAUCCGGGUUGGAUAUGGACUGUUCAUCUCUCCUCCUGCUGACCCUUCAGCACCAAGCUAAGACUCUGUAAUCUCCAUUUUCUCCUCCUGCUAACACUAUGCAACAUCCAGAGCUGGGAAACGCUGCUCCUUUUGCUCUAAAAAGACACUAAAUGGAUAAAAACAGAGCAGCGAUGAAGAUGAAGGAGCAGCUCAGCCUUGACUCGUCUUUCACUGUAAUUACGUCACAUAAGAAAUUAAAAGUGCCAAAAACCAUCCGAGCCAAUGCAGACCCAUUUACAUUCCACCGACUGUGUAUUACGCCUUAAAUGACUUCUUCUGUAUUCUGUGAUCUGGCACUUCUGCGUAAAGAUUAUUCUACAAAUUAAUCUCUCAAAUUUCAGUCCAUUUUUUUCCCCCAUCUCAAAAUGAAUCAACAAUUUGCCUCCAAGACAAAAACACCCUGAUCCAGGAUCAGAUUCAUUUUUUUUACUGUUGUGCUGGAUGAUGAGUCCAGUGCUGCGUCAGAAACUGGAGCCUUUUGCAGCCGAUGUCAUAAUUAUAAGUUUAUAUUGGAUGAUUAGAGUUAAGUGUUUUUUUUUAAACUGCAGUUAUACUUUUGUCCACUAGGUGGCAGAACGAGCUAAAUCACAAUUACAAUUUAACGAGAUUCUGUUAUAUUUCUGUUGUUUUUUAUUUUUUUGGGUGGGGUGGGGGGGCGCAGUUUCUGUUUAUUUAUUGGGGAUUGGAGACGUCACAUGACAUGAACCUGUAACGCUUUUUGUUUCUGCUUCACCAAAAUGAAGUGUGACACUGCAGGCUCCUCUAUAUUCGGGUUUUUGGGGUUUUUUUUAACUCUAGUUGGCAUCAGACAUGUUUUAUUUUUACUACACAAAGAAGCUGUGUAAGCUGGUUUCUCCUGCUGCCAAUAAAGGAGACGACUGUAUGAAAAUAUCGGCAUUAAUUCUUCUUCGGUCAACGUUUUCUCCAGAAAGGAUUUGUUGGUUUAAUUAUUAUAAUAUAAAUAACGAUCGCUGCUAUAAAUGCAGCGCCUGUUUGGCAACAAACCACAGGCGGUUUCAACCAUCUGUCCUGAAAAAGAUGCUGAAAAAUGAAUAAAAAAUUGUGCAAAAGUUGAAACUGAUUCAGUUAAACAUUUUUUUUUUUUUUUUUUCAUCAUGUAAGGCAUUUUAAGUUUAAAUUUAAACGUUUAUUUAACUUUCUGGUCCUGCAUGUUAAAAAUAACUGCAAGGAUUUAGCUUUUUUUUAGAUUUAAAUUUUAUUUAUAUUUCUGAUUCAUACCUAUUGAAUGCAGCGGUGGUCUUUGUAUGUAUUGGCCUGUUUACCUGCAUGAAGCUGGAUGUUUUAUUUAAAAAAGGAGCCGCGUGGCGGACAGCAUGACGCCAGCAUGUUGCCUUUAAAUCCCAGCAUGAACCCUCAGAGGUCUCCUUAAAGCCACGAUUGAAGCUAAACUCUGUGCCUGCCUCAGCCUGAAGCUGUAACGGUUCAUUUACCUUCUCUACCUCCUGCUCCAGUGCUUCUCCGUUCAUGUUUGUCAUUAAAAGCAUGACUUUUUGUAUCUUUGCACAAACCAAACCUUGCAGAAGAGAUUCUCUGGAGUUUCUGCGGACGCCCUGAAGCGCUCGUCUGUCUUUCAUCUUUCUCUGUUCACCUCUUAUUUCUUUGUUGCUAUAGAAAUGCACUUAUUUUGCACAGACUGUGAUCUCCAGUGUCACUUCAUGUAUUGCUCUGGUGAACUAAAUAAAUGAGGGAUUGAUGGCAUUAAA
This is a messenger RNA of Fundulus heteroclitus (mummichog), 5826 nucleotides long. RefSeq names its product phospholipase D1b (gene pld1b). Gene Ontology annotation, molecular function: phosphatidylinositol binding; D-type glycerophospholipase activity. Gene Ontology annotation, biological process: intracellular signal transduction; cell motility; regulation of microvillus assembly. The transcript is spliced from 26 exons. The record is from RefSeq and is a predicted model, not a curated record. The coding region runs from base 186 to 3305 and encodes 1039 amino acids. Lineage: Eukaryota; Metazoa; Chordata; Actinopteri; Cyprinodontiformes; Fundulidae.